Messenger RNA from Lottia gigantea (owl limpet), 444 nucleotides. RefSeq lists its product as hypothetical. Lineage: Eukaryota; Metazoa; Mollusca; Gastropoda; Lottiidae. The record is from RefSeq and is a predicted model, not a curated record. The coding region runs from base 1 to 444 and encodes 147 amino acids. The transcript is spliced from 4 exons.
AUGAGUUGUAUCAAGUUGUAUCACAAUGUAUUUAUUUCUAUAUAUCAUAUCAGCACUAGUAUAUAUAAUCUGAGUUUAUUUCUGUAUCAUAGAUUGUAUCACAAUGUAUUUAUUUCUAUAUAUCAUAUCAGCACUAGUAUAUAUAAUCUGUGUUUAUUUCUAUACAUGAGUUGUAUCAAGUUGUAUCACAAUGUAUUUAUUUCUAUAUAUCAUAUCAGCACUAGUAUAUAUAAUCUGUGUUUAUUUCUGUAUCAUAGAUUGUAUCACUAUGUAUUUAUUUCUAUAUAUCAUAUCAGCACUAGUAUAUAUAAUCUGUGUUUAUUUCUGUAUCAUAGAGUAGGUCAAUACACCAAUAAGAUACAUGAGUUGUAUCAAGUUGUAUCACAAUGUAUUUAUUUAGCACUAGUAUAUAUAAUCUGUGUUUAUUUCUGUAUCAUAGAGUAG